Fundulus heteroclitus (mummichog) is the source of this 1232-nucleotide messenger RNA. It is a transcript of the gene arf3a, whose product is annotated as ADP-ribosylation factor 3a. Gene Ontology annotation, cellular component: plasma membrane; cytoplasm. The record is from RefSeq and is a predicted model, not a curated record. Gene Ontology annotation, biological process: intracellular protein transport; vesicle-mediated transport. Gene Ontology annotation, molecular function: GTP binding; GTPase activity. The coding region runs from base 132 to 677 and encodes 181 amino acids. The transcript has 5 exons. NCBI's taxonomy places the organism in Eukaryota, Metazoa, Chordata, Actinopteri, Cyprinodontiformes, Fundulidae.
UGUCUCGCGAGAACACCUCGCACCCGAUCCUGAAGUCCUCGCGAGACUACCAUCCGGUCCUUUGCCUGCUGAAUCCAGCUGGUGUCCUGCCUGCCGCUGACGGUUGUGUUGCAGCUGAGGUCAGAGUCAUCAUGGGGAACAUCUUUGGGAACCUGCUGAAGAGCCUGAUAGGCAAAAAGGAAAUGAGGAUCCUGAUGGUGGGGCUGGACGCCGCCGGGAAGACAACCAUCCUCUACAAGCUGAAGCUGGGGGAGAUCGUCACCACCAUCCCCACGAUCGGUUUCAACGUGGAGACGGUGGAGUACAAGAACAUCAGCUUCACCGUGUGGGACGUGGGUGGCCAGGACAAGAUCCGUCCCCUGUGGAGACAUUACUUCCAGAACACUCAAGGCCUGAUCUUCGUGGUGGACAGCAACGACCGUGAGCGAGUCAACGAGGCCCGCGAGGAGCUGAUGAGGAUGCUGGCCGAGGACGAGCUGCGGGACGCCGUGCUUCUCGUCUUCGCCAACAAACAGGACCUGCCCAACGCCAUGAACGCGGCAGAGAUCACGGACAAGCUGGGCCUGCACUCCUUGCGCCACCGCAACUGGUACAUCCAGGCCACCUGCGCCACCAGCGGCGACGGCCUCUACGAGGGCCUGGACUGGCUGGCCAACCAGCUGAAGAACAAGAAGUGAGGGGGGGCGGGCGGGGGGGAAGGGCCGGGGCGACGGCUCCAGGUAGAGGGUUACAGUAGGCCUGUUGCUUUCACAAAACAGAGAGGAGACACGGGAAAAAGCUCCCAGGAGGGUGACUCAGAUAUUUUUUUAUCUUUCCUUUUCCUGUAUUUUUGAUUGAUUUGACUCGUUUGGAUCUGUGGUGAUUUUUUUUUUUUUUUAUGAUUUACAAACAAAAUGGUGUCAAAGCUGAUCUAAUCCACGCUUUUUUUCCCGACCUGAAUGCAUAAAUAUUAGAUUUCAUAUCGUUAUAUUACCACGAAGGUGUGCGAACUUUACAGUCAGCGAUCCACAUCGAGUAUUUACCAUUUGCAGAACACGACGGGUCGAACCGCCCGACCCUAGAACCCAUCAGCUCGGCGUAAAAAAACGUGGCGGAGAAUGUCGUUGAUGUGUGGAGGUGCGAGGUCAGAGACGUCAGCUCACACUUUUACAUGCGGCGUGUGCUCCACACAGGCUCAGACGACAGCUUUUACCGCCGUGGACUUUGUGCUCUUCAGAUUUAAUUUUUAGGCG